AUGGGUGUUGUGGAUUAUUUUAGUCGGCCGCGUGAUCGCCAGGCGCAUGGUGGUGAUGAAACACCCACUAUGGAAGCCCCUAAAGUAAUCGAACCCACUAUUAUCUCCAGUCCUGAGUCUUCGGGAGUGGUCACCCCGGCACACAUGCUCCCUUCCCCAGCUGGCAGCGAGGAUCCUCUUAUCUUAGAAAAGAUCCCCCAUCAAUUUGGCCGUUUGGGUUCUUGGAAAGGCUGUUUGAUCUUGCUGGUAACUUCUGGCUCUCAGUUCCUUGACAAUGUCUUCAUGACAAGCGCCAAUAUUGCCCUGCCCUCGAUUCAACAAGAUUUUGAUGUAUCGAGCACUGAUUUGCAAUGGAUGAUUUCUGCAUACACUUUGUCGUUUGGCGGUUUCCUUCUGUUGGCUGGUGCCUUAUCUGAUCGCUAUGGGCGAAAGAAGAUCCUCUGUGUGGGCCUCGCCUGGCUUUCUGUGUGGACGCUGGCCAUUGGAUUUGGACAGUCGUUUAUUCAGCUCACAGUGUUCCGUGGCAUUCAAGGAAUUGGAGCUGCUUUGACCGUUCCAUCAGCUAUCGGAAUCAUCAGCUCCUACUUCAGUGGUGUUGACCGCACCCGGGCCCUGUCAAUAUAUGGAGCCUCCGGUACUCUGGGAUUCUGCACUGGCCUCAUAUUCGGUGGUUUCUUGACCUCUUCGUUGGGAUGGAGAUAUAUCUUCUACCUCAUUGUUAUCAUCACCGGGUCACUGGGGAUUCUAGGCUUUAUUGUUUUGCCAAAUGACAUUCCUUCUGAGAGGAAACACGAAAGAAUGGACUACAUCGGUGCAGUGAUGUCCACAUCGGGCUUGAUCUUGCUCCAAUUCGUGCUGUCCAGUGGCGGAACUUAUGGUUGGGACCAACCCUUUAUCAUUGUUCUCUUGAUCUUGGCUGUCGGUCUCCUCGUUGGAUUCACAAUUUUUGAGAAUUACAUCAGUAACCCUAUUAUGCCGCUCUCUCUGUGGAAGAUUCGCAACUUUGCCGGUCUCUGGAUUAUUGGUUUCACCGGCUAUGGCACCUACCAAAACGUUAUCUACUACAUCGUUCUCAUCGCACAGAAAGUAGACAAGCUUUCUGCCGGUGAUACAGCCCUUCGCUUCCUGCCAAUGGGGGCGAUUGGCUUCAUCGUUUCCCUCGGAACAGGAAAGCUUCUCGAAUUCAUGAAUGGAAAGCACCUCCUCAUCAUCGGACUUGUUCUAGCCGUGGUCGCCCCUAUCUCGAGUGCCUUGACUUCGAAUCCUGAAUCAAGCUUCUGGCUCAAUGUUCUUCCUACAUCUCUUAUCAGCAUCUCAUCAGUGUCAUUUAUCUUCGUCACGACAAGCACUGUGGUACUCACAAGUGUUCCAGUUGAAGUCAAGAGUCUGGCUGGCGGAAUGCUCAACACUGCAUUCCAAAUUGGCUCUGGUGUUUCAUUGGCUAUUUCGGCGGCCGUUACCGAUGCCGUUGAUAUUCAACAAGGACAUGGACUCGCCGAGCAAUACGCUACCGGCCUCUGGUGUUCCAUCGGUAUGGCCGGGCUUGGCCUGAUCAUUGGUCUUUUUGCAGUACGACACAAAGGCAUCGGGCCUAAAGAUAGAAUGGGCGCGGGCCCAGUUGCUAUCUAA
Penicillium paradoxum is the source of this 1629-nucleotide messenger RNA. RefSeq lists its product as uncharacterized. NCBI's taxonomy places the organism in Eukaryota, Fungi, Ascomycota, Eurotiomycetes, Eurotiales, Aspergillaceae. Gene Ontology annotation, biological process: transmembrane transport. The coding region runs from base 1 to 1629 and encodes 542 amino acids. The record is from RefSeq and is a predicted model, not a curated record. Gene Ontology annotation, molecular function: transmembrane transporter activity. The transcript is spliced from 5 exons. Gene Ontology annotation, cellular component: membrane.